This is a messenger RNA of Ficedula albicollis (Collared flycatcher), 2098 nucleotides long. Its product is annotated as Krueppel-like factor 2. The record is from RefSeq and is a predicted model, not a curated record. The transcript has 5 exons. Bases 66 to 1223 code for a protein of 385 amino acids. Gene Ontology annotation, molecular function: RNA polymerase II cis-regulatory region sequence-specific DNA binding; DNA-binding transcription factor activity, RNA polymerase II-specific. Gene Ontology annotation, biological process: regulation of transcription by RNA polymerase II. NCBI's taxonomy places the organism in Eukaryota, Metazoa, Chordata, Aves, Passeriformes, Muscicapidae.
CACGUUUGCACGUGAGGCUGCUGCUGCGAGGGCUGUCCGGACGCCUCCAGCACACUGCACUGCAGAUGGAGCCUAUGAGGAUGCUACAGCAGGAUGGCCCCGCUGCCGUCAAGAGGGAGGAGGAUGACCUGGGCAAGUUCGUGGACUUGGACUUCAUCCUGGCGCACACCAGUAGUGGCGGACAGGCGCCGACCGGCCCCAACUACCCCCUGCCCGAGACCCCGGAGAGCUGCGGCACUACCUACGACAGCGAUGGCUCGUACUCCACGCCGGGCAAGUUCCCGGCGCCUUACCCCGAGGGCCAGGGCCACAGCUACGUGGCUGAGCUGCUCACCCCGGACCUGCCCGGCCACUACGACCUGCAGCGGAGGGAGUACACGGAGCUGCGGGUGCCCGGCGGCCCCCAUCACCACCCUCCCCCCCAUCACCAUCCGCCUCUCCACCCGGCCCUAGCCCGCCCACUGCCCCUGGACCCCGCGCAGUCCUUCGGGCCCCGCAUCAAGAAGGAGCAGCCGGAGGAGCGCGCCUGCAUGCUGGGGAUGUCCGCCGCCGAGUAUCUGGGACCGGGCGGCGGCGAGCACAAGCCACGCGUGGCGCCGGGCCCCCCCCCCCCCCCCCCCCCCCCCCCCCCCCCCCCCCCCCCCCCCCCCCCCCCCCCCCCCCCCCCCCCCCAGCCGCUGCCUGCCGCCGAUCCCCACCUCUUGGCCGACCUGCCGCCCCACUACGCCGUGGCCCCGCACCGCUAUGCGCCCCACUUCGCCCCCCAGCCGCCACCGCAGUUUCAUGGACAUUUCAGUGUUUUCAGGGAGCCCCUGAAGGGGCCGGGGCCGGGCCCGGCGGGGCUGCCCGGGCUGCUGGUCACGCCGCCCAACUCCCCGGUGCUGGAGUACUUCCCGGCCGGGGCUGCCCCCGAGGACUGCAAGCCCAAGCGCGGCCGCCGCUCGUGGGCGCGCAAGCGAACGGCCACGCACAACUGUGAAUACCCGGGCUGCGGCAAGACCUACACCAAGAGCUCGCACCUCAAGGCGCACAUGCGGACCCACACGGGCGAGAAGCCCUACCACUGCACCUGGGAAGGAUGUGGCUGGAAAUUUGCCCGCUCCGAUGAGCUGACCCGCCACUACCGCAAGCACACGGGGCACCGGCCGUUCCAGUGCCACCUCUGCGAGCGGGCGUUCUCCCGCUCAGACCACCUCGCCCUCCACAUGAAGCGGCACAUGUGAGCAGUGGCUGCGGCCGGACUCGAUGUCCCCAGAGCCAGCUCACGGUGUAAAUAGCGUCGGGCCAGGGAUAGCAACGGGGGGAGCAGCCUGGCCACCCAGCCCUCUCCGCUUGUAGUUGAUAACUAGUUUUCUCCUCUUGCCCCUGUGAGAGCUGGCCCAGCCAAGUGGUGGGGGAUGGCUGCUUUGGGGAUAUAUAUGGGGAGCAAAACUGGAAGAAACACCUGCCCUGGUAUCACCUCUCAGCUCCCCAUGCCUGGAGGGUUUCCCCCUGCCAGAUACCUGGUGAGUGGGGGGGCUGGUGCAUAAGGGCUCUGGCCCCAGAACUCCUGGCUUGUUUUGGCAUCAGCUUAACCUUCUUCCCCCGGAUUCUGGCACCCCCCUGGCUCUAGGGGCUGUGGUGGCUGACUCUGGCUGCAUUUUGGCUGGAGAGCCAUGCCAGUUGAUCACGUUUGUUGUGGUGCUGGGAAAUGGGUUGCUGGUUGUCUCGGUUGUGAUCAUCAGAACAAACCUCCUGACCCAAAGCCCAGAGUGCAUGGGAGGAGGGUGGGAUUUGACUGGCUCAUGGCUAUAAAGGUUUGCAGGUGUUGGCAGCACAACAUUGCCUUGCGCAGAGGGCAGGAAUGCUCCUGUCACCAGCCUGGGACCCCACUGGGCAGUCCAGCCCUGGCCAUUCCCAGUUUUCCGCUCAAGAGCCUAAAAUGUCUCUCCUGACUCUUGUCUGCCUUAUUUUGUCUUGUUCUUCCCCUCAGGAUGACACCAGGUACUGCUGCAGCUGCCUUCCCCAUGCUGCUUUUUUAAAUUUAGUAUGUAAAGAAAGGACAGUGAGUCCAGCUAUAAAUGCCCAGGUCUCUGCUAUACUUGAAACUUUUGUAGAG